GGUCAUAUCCACUGUAAAACUGCCAAUCAGACCUAUAAAUCUGUCACAGAUAGAGUGUGCUAAUCAUGGUAUGUUUGACACCUUAUUCUCUGCAGACUAGGCUGGAAUAGGAGAGCUACCCAUUAUGAGACAGGGGGAAGAACCAGAAGACUCUAAGAAUGAUUUUGAAGAGUCAAAUGAACAUCAUGAUUCCAAAUCAUUUGACUAUAUGCAUGUGAAACUUGAGGAACAUGCCCAACCAGAACUCAGUACCAAGGAACGCAUCACAGAGUUUUCUAAAGAGGUUUGCAGAGAUGGCCCAAAGGUGGUUUACAACUUCUUUUUAACCCUCUUCCCAGUACUCACAUGGCUUCCACGUUACAAGAUCAAAAAGUACCUUCCUGGCGAUAUUACAUCUGGUAUUGUAGUCGGCAUUGUCACCAUUCCACAGUCAAUUGCAUACUCUUUGUUAGCCAAUCAAGACCCCAUCUAUGGACUGUACACCAACUUUUUCUGCUGCAUCAUCUAUUUCUUAACAGCAACAUCACGUCACAAUUGUGUUGGCACAUACGGAGUGUUGUGCCUUAUGGUUGGUGAGGUAGUAAACAAACAGUUAAAAGCAGCCGGCUAUGUUACAGAUCAAACUACCACAGCAGCAAUAAACGCAACACUGGUCAAUGGAACCUUGUGCGGUAAAAGCUGCUAUGCCAUUACUGUGGCAACCUCUUUGACCUUUAUUGUUGGUGUAUACCAGAUCCUCAUGGGAAUCUUUCAGCUAGGAUUCAUCUCAAUGUAUUUGUCAGAGCCUCUGCUGAGUGGUUUCGUCACUGGGUCGUCAUUGACAAUUCUGACCUCACAGAUGAAGUAUCUCCUUGGGUUAAAGAUCCCUCGUCGUGAUGGCUCUGGGGCCUUGGUUCUUACUUGGAUUGACAUCUUCUCCAAUUUAAAAAGCACUAAUAUAUGUGAUUUAGUUAUUAGCAUUGUUGCAAUAACCCUUAUCAUCCCUUGCAAGGAAAUAAAUGAUCGAUUUAAAAAGAAGAUGAAAGUCCCCUUUCCAAUAGAACUAAUAGUGAUUAUUGUGGCCACACUGGUUUCCUAUUAUUUCAGUUUUAAUGUGACAUAUAAAUCCUCAAUCUGUGGCACCAUUCCCACUGGAUUCCAGGUUCCAAAAGCCCCAGAUUGGAGCUUGAUUUCCAGCAUAGCCGUUGAUGCAGUGCCAAUUGCAAUCAUUGGAUUUGCAAUGACAGUAUCUCUUGCUGAAAUAUUUGCCAAAAAACAUGGUUACACAAUCAGCACCAAUCAGGAGAUGAUUGCUAUAGGCAUGUGUAAUCUUAUCCCAUCUUUCUUUUCCUGUUUUGCAAGCUGUGCCGCUCUUGCCAAAAGUCUUCUAAGAGAAUCUACAGGUGCCAACACCCAGCUAAAUGGUAUAAUCAGCUCAGCUGUAUUAUUGCUUGUGCUGCUUGCCAUUGCCCCUCUGUUCUAUUCACUACAAAAUUGCAUUUUAGGUGUCAUAACCAUAUGCAGCCUUAGGGGAGCGCUGAGAAAAUUUGCUGACACUCCAAAAAUGUGGGGCAUUAGUAAAAUCGACACAGUGGUCUGGUGGGUCAGCAUGUUGGCGUCUUCCUUAAUUUCAACUGAGAUUGGAUUAUUGGUGGCUGUUUGCUUCUCCAUGCUUUGUGUGAUCAUUCGUACUCAGAGGCCAAGGGCAACUUUAUUAGGUAAAGUGAGCGGAACAGAGAUUUAUGAAGACCAGUUCACAUACAAAGAGCUGAACAACAUACCUAAUGUAAAAAUAUUUCGAUUUGAUGCCUCUCUCUACUAUGCCAACAAAGACUACUUUAGAAGUUCUCUUUAUAGCAAAACUGGCAUUAACCCCUCCAUAGUGUCUACAUUACAAAGGAAGGCAAAGAAAGAAGAAGAAUCAGCUUCAAGAGUUACAGGCAAUAGGUUUAUUGCUAGGUUUAAUUUGAUUAAAACCGAGAAGAGGACAAUCGCCAAAACGUCUGUACCACAGCUUGACAUCCACUCCCUUAUUAUUGAUUGCGGGGCCAUGCAGUUUAUAGACUCAGUGGGGCUAGGUGUUCUUAAAGAAGUCCGCAGUGACUAUGAGGAGAUAGGUGUACGAGUGUACCUUGUUAACUGCAAUCCAUCAGUUCGCCGAUCCCUUCACGAUGGAGGAUAUUUCAUCAACAUCAGCGGUGAUAUAGAGCUGCUUGCCUUUCACAGUGUACAUGAUGCAGUGACAUUUUCUGAGAGGCAAUUUAAAGAAAAACAGAAAGAAAUUCAGUUGAGGGAUGCUGCCUUCUCAUUUGAUCCAGAUCAAGCUAUAAGCAAUGACUUCACAAAGUGAAAAUGUUCAGUUGUAUUAAGCAAUUAGUAUUCAGUAAAGUGUUUAAUAUAAAUCUGAUUUAUAUAUUUUCAAAUGAUUUUACUUAUAAAGAAAUUAAAUCAGCAUCGGUCAAAUUUGAAUGAUCAACUGUAGGCAACAACUAUAACUGCUAACACAAUUAUAAAAAGUCCACUGGGUCAGCACCCGCUUUGCAAUACUCUGGAUUAGACUGUAGCCUUGUGCCAUGUGAUUCUGUGUUGUAUAACUUCCCUCUAAAGACCUAGGGCCAGAUUCAGAGAGAUCGGCGCAUCUUUAGAUAGGCGUAGCGCAUCUCAUAUGCGCUACGCCGUCGUA
Molecule: messenger RNA, 2662 nt
Organism: Rana temporaria (common frog)
Lineage: Eukaryota; Metazoa; Chordata; Amphibia; Anura; Ranidae
Product: sulfate transporter-like
Exons: 3
Coding region: 125-2329 (734 amino acids)
Biological process (GO): transmembrane transport
Cellular component (GO): membrane
Molecular function (GO): sulfate transmembrane transporter activity; chloride transmembrane transporter activity; bicarbonate transmembrane transporter activity
Source: RefSeq, a predicted model, not a curated record